Molecule: messenger RNA, 303 nt
Organism: Prunus dulcis (almond)
Lineage: Eukaryota; Viridiplantae; Streptophyta; Magnoliopsida; Rosales; Rosaceae
Product: indole-3-acetic acid-induced protein ARG7-like
Exons: 1
Coding region: 1-303 (100 amino acids)
Biological process (GO): response to auxin
Source: RefSeq, a predicted model, not a curated record
AUGGGUUUCCGGUUGCCUGGAAUUGUUCACGCCAAGAGAAGUCUCAUUCGAUCUCUAUCUAGUUCAAGCCGGACAGCUGAAUCAAAGACCUUGGAUAUCCCAAAAGGCUAUUUUGCAGUCUAUGUUGGAAAGAGCCAGAAGAAGCGGUUUGUGAUUCCAGUAUCAUAUUUGAAUGAAACUUUUUUUCUAGAUUUGCUGAGUCAAGCUGAAGAAGAAUUUGGAUAUGAUCAUCCCAUGGGUGGUAUCACAAUCCCCUGCAGUGAAGACACUUUCCUUCAUCUCACUUCCUGCUUAAGUGUGUGA